Molecule: messenger RNA, 5129 nt
Organism: Spea bombifrons (plains spadefoot toad)
Lineage: Eukaryota; Metazoa; Chordata; Amphibia; Anura; Pelobatidae
Gene: MLLT10
Product: MLLT10 histone lysine methyltransferase DOT1L cofactor
Exons: 20
Coding region: 342-3491 (1049 amino acids)
Biological process (GO): regulation of transcription by RNA polymerase II
Cellular component (GO): nucleus
Molecular function (GO): nucleosome binding; histone binding
Source: RefSeq, a predicted model, not a curated record
AAAGUCACUCCCGGCCCCUUUCCUUCACCAACUUGCCUCUACUCAAAUCUGGCUGUAGUUACAGCGAUGCAGCCGCUAGGGGCAGUGAUGUAGCAGUUGACAUUGGUGUGCUCACCGCGCAUGCGCUCUGGCCUUCUUUCCUCGUUGUGUUCUUGCCUGUGCCAGUCCGGGCAGCCCCGGCGACAUGAGGCUGCUCCAGCGCAAGUAAUGCCGGAGACGAGCCUCGGCCGGCGCAGGGAGCCGAGCCCCGUGAAGCUGGAGCCGCGGAGGAUUGUACAGCAAUAAUCGGUGCCUGUGUUUCUCCUUUCUCGGUUUCUCUUCAUCGGGCCUGCCCCCUGUAGAUGGUAUCUGGAGAGUCGACGGCCGCGGCAGAGGAGGAAGGGCUCCUGACUAGUAUGAAGGAGAUGAUCGGAGGCUGCUGCGUCUGCUCGGACGAGAGGGGCUGGGCCGAGAACCCGCUGGUAUACUGCGACGGGCACGGCUGCAAUGUGGCAGUGCAUCAAGCUUGUUACGGCAUAGUACAAGUGCCCACCGGACCUUGGUUUUGUAGAAAAUGUGAAUCUCAGGAAAGGGCAGCGAGAGUGAGAUGUGAAUUGUGCCCACACAAGGAUGGUGCGUUAAAACGGACCGAUAAUGGUGGUUGGGCUCACGUGGUUUGUGCACUAUAUAUUCCAGAGGUUCAGUUUGCAAAUGUUUCUACAAUGGAGCCCAUUGUGUUACAGUCUGUGCCCCACGAACGAUACAAUAAGACUUGCUAUAUUUGUGAUGAACAAGGACGAGAGAGCAAAGCUGCCACCGGUGCUUGUAUGACCUGCAAUAAGCAUGGAUGCCGGCAAGCUUUCCACGUAACCUGCGCACAGUUUGCGGGGCUUCUAUGUGAAGAGGAAGGAAAUGGAGCAGAUAAUGUUCAGUACUGUGGUUAUUGUAAAUAUCACUACAGCAAGCUGAAAAAAACGAAACUGGGAUUUAGUAGAUCAUUUGAUCAAAGUUUAAGUGAUUCUUCCUCUCACUCUCAGGAUAAACAUCAUGAGAAGGAGAAAAAAAAGCAUAAAGAUAAAGAAAAGCACAGACAGAAAUCCAGAAAGCAAAUGGAGCCUCUGCCACCUUUAGUUCCAUCUCUAACUGUGACUACUGAAAAGAUGUAUACCUGUAGCAACAACAGUAAUACCAGCAGCAGUAACUCCGUGCCCAGCUCAAUGAAGCGUUUGGAGGAGACAGCAGCACGCUUCACAAAUGCCAAUUUCCAAGAGGUUUCUGCUCAUCCUUUGGGAGCUAAAGAGGCAUUGGAGGCACGAAGCUCAGAAGGCAAAGGAAAGAAGAAUGUGAGCCACAACUCCAUGCAGCGGGGCAGAAAGUCUGGCAGUGGGAGGAAUAGUUCCAGCUCCGCAAGUGCAAACAGCCCCUUUCAGCAAGGAAGCUUUUCUGGAACACCAAGCAGUGUUAAAUCGUCUUCUGGAAGUUCAGUGCAGUCUCCUCAAGAUUUUCUGAGUUUUUCAGAAACUGAAGUACGAACUGAUAGCUAUCACCACCCCCAGCAGCCACUGUCUACCAAAGAUUUGCCUAAAGGAGAACCCGGAUCUCAGGAAGGGACAAUAAACAGUUUUAGCUCUUUAAUCGGCCUUCCUUCAAAUACAGUUAUGUCUUUCCAGACUAAAAACUAUGACAAUUUAUCUGGAGAUUAUAUCAAUUCAAGCCUUACUGUAGCGGGAUACAAGCGGGUACAAUCCUCCACAAUAGAAGAAGAUGCAGUAAAAGAAAAGAAACGUAAAGGAAAUAAGCAGAGCAAACACGGACCUGGUAGACCCAAAGGGAACAAAAGCCAAGAAGCUUCUUCCAAUUUAUCUGUUUCCUCAGCUUCUCCAACAUCAUCUGUUGCUUCAGCAGCAGGGAGUGUGACAAACUCUGGUCUCCAAAGAUCUCCUACGCUGCUGAGAAAUGGAAGCUUGCAGAGUCUAAGUGUUGGGUCUUCUCCAGUUGGGUCAGGUAUGUACAGCAGCAAUGAUGUAGCAGCUACCUUUUCCAAUGCUUUGUCAGGAUCGAGCACCCCAGGGUCCGUUUCCCACAUGACCCAGUGCACCACGGCUCACCUGCAACCAGGGGUUUCUUCAUCGCCAUCCUCCUCGUCCACAACUACUGCUCCUGCCAGCACUACUACAACUCAGGUAAACGCACUCCCUGGAUCCUCCAUUACCACGUCUUCAUCUCAUGUUUACGGCAGCCGGCAAAAUGCUAGCUCUGCAGUGGGUUCGCUCCUAGGGUCAACCGAAACCAGCCAAGCAGAUCAAGAUGCGGGAGACCAGAAUCGCGGCCUCGUUGUCAGAGGGACAUCCCCAAGAGGAAGCGCCUCUCCUAGAUCUCCACUGAAUAAUCUGCCAUCUCGAUAUGAACAGUCUGGAAACAGUCUAGAAAAUAUUCCUCCUGUGGCAACCAGCAUAGAACAACUUCUGGAGAGGCAGUGGAAUGAGGGACAGCAGUUUCUACAGGAGCAAGGAGCCACGAGCGACAUUUUAGGCAUGCUGAAGUCUCUACACCAACUGCAAGUCGAGAACAGGAGGCUGGAGGAACAGAUUAAAAAUCUGACAGCCAAGAAGGAGCGUCUUCAGCUUCUAAAUGCGCAGCUCUCGGUUCCUUUUCCAACAAUAUCCGCGGUUCCCAGCGCACCCUCUCAAGGGCAUACUUACCCACUGCAUGGUAUAUCAAACACAGAUUCUCUGAGCUUCAAUAAAAGUCCUCACUUGGGAAACUUCCAGACAGAGAGCGCUCUUUCAGCUUCCCAUCAGGAUCGCACCUCAAGUGGACAGAGCACCAGCAGUUCUUCAUCUCUGUCUACUCCACCACCUGAUGGGCAAAGUCCAGCACAGCAAGUUCAAAGGAUCAACGGUGUAACAAUGAGUACCCUGACAAGUGGCAUUCAGACGGUCACACAAGCUCUUCCCACUGUGCAGAGCGUGGGGGCAAUAAUUGGAGCCUUACCGGCCAACCAGCUGGCUAUCAAUGGCAUUGUAGGGGCCCUUAAUGGAGUUAUCCAGACGCCAGCCACUUUGCCUCAGACCACGGCUCUCACUCACGCCUCCAUAUUGCCCAAUGUCACACACCCCAUCACUCCCACGCUAACAAACAGUGCGUCGGGAUUAGGACUGCUCUCUGACCAACAGAGACAGCUACUGCUUCACCAGCAACACCAGCAGCUGCAGCAGCUUCUGAGCUCUCAGCAGCUCACGCCGGAGCAGCACCACACUCUGUUGUAUCAGUUAAUGCAGCACCAACAGCAGCAGCAGCACCACCACCACCAGACGGAACUGCAGCAGCUGCAACUUCCUGCCGCGGCAGCAGCGCAGCUGCCCUUGAACAACCUGUUGGCUGGCUCUCAAACUGCCUCUCUUCACGCAUCCACUACUAACCCUUUCCUUGCCAUGCACAGUGAAAGCACAGCUCAGAAAGUGGCAAGGCUUGGAGAUAAAACCGGACCAGUAAUUCAAGAUAAAAGCUGAUUUUCAAGAAGCAGAAGACUUUCCUCCUGAAGCUUCACUCACUACAGAUGUCUUCCUUUUUUUGUGGUGAUGAACCGAUGCACACAGGGACAACAGACAAUUCUCUCCUUCACUUUCUGUUUUACCAACGCUGAAUGGACAAGCAGAUUUUCACGGGAUUAGACCAAACAGAGGCAAAUAGUGGAAGCCUUUGUGAGAAGGCCUUAGAUAUUUAUUUUGUUUUUAAUUUAUGUAGCGUUUGUUGCACUGAAAUGUCUAUGUUGGCGGUGAAGUCCGAGAAAGAUAAAAAUGUAUGGAAGAAUUACCAGCUUGGAGUUUGGAAGAAACUAAGUAAGGAGAUGGAGUCCUCCAGUGGCAAUGUGACUGCUGUGUACUUUUGCUGGUAACGCAGUGCAUCUCAUCUUCAGGGUUUACUAGAAAGUCCUUCAAACAUCAACAUCUUCUCACUGGUCUCAUAAAGGUAUUAAUAAUAUAUAUAUAUAUAUAUAUAUUAAAGCAGAAUAAAUAUCACAGGGAUGUCUACUCGUAUCGUUUUCUGUAAACAAGUGCAGAAAACAGAAGGGAUGGUGAAAGGGUUAAUUUUUCCUUGGGACAGCAUAAGACUAAUGCAAGUGCCUGUUGCAAAGCUCACUGCGCAAACUGGUGGUAGUGCUGCUGAGCACAUCUUAAGGGGACAAUGUUUACUGCAGUAAGUAUUCAUGUUGCACUAGCAGCUUUUAUCGUCUUAAGUGCCACUAAUAUUUGGCUGGGGCAAUUUCUCCUAAUUUCACUAAAGAGUUUUAUGCAACUCUAACAUUAACUCAAAGAGUUAAACAAUCUCCCGUGAUGCCACUGCGGAAGACUACAAAUCCCAUAAUGCUCCACCAGUCAUUGGUUGAGGAGCAUUGAAGUCCAUAGCGGCGACCCCAGAGCAUACACACUUCCCUCCCUUCCCUGUUUACAGAGAGUGUAAUGUUUGGAGUUUAUACGAUUUUAUACAUUUAGCAAAGUUCAGAAAUAUAUAUAAUGUAAAAGUUAUGAGUUCCAAGUAUUUAGUUGUGUUACUGCGAUGGCCUGCCAAUAGUUUAUUCUCAUCUGUAUAUUUUCCGGUCAGUACCAUGAUUUGAUUUCUAGUCUCCUGAUUGGCUGCAAACAUUAAGGCAGCAAUCAGAAUUUAGAUUUUCUUCCAAAUAUGUGUUUUCUUAAGUGUUUUACUGCCAGCUUCAUUACCUGUCCUGUCGAAAAUGCAGGGAUUCUUGCAGCAAUAACAGACAGAACAGGCGGCUCAUACUUUUUACUUAACUAUUUGAUCUAUACAUUCCUUUCAUGGACGACCUAUUGUUGUCCUACGCUAAAAGUACAGAACCUUUCACUAAUCGUCAACAUCAUUAAAGUGAUAAAACAUUUAUACAGCUGGUUGUAGGACUACUUAUUUGGUGUAACAUAUUUGCAUUGUAUAUUGUAGCAAAAUAGCGUCCGCUGUAUCUUGACCUGCACUGUGUAUUCAGCGGAAAAUAAAAUAAAAAAACCCACAAAUUUAGAAACGUGAGGUUUUGCUGCACAGAUCUUACCUCAUUCUGUAUAUAAGCUUUUUGUGAAUUUGCUUUUGUAAUUUGCUUUCGAAAGAAAAUUCAUAUGGAAAAUAAAAACACAAUAAUA